Molecule: messenger RNA, 2018 nt
Organism: Porites evermanni
Lineage: Eukaryota; Metazoa; Cnidaria; Anthozoa; Scleractinia; Poritidae
Source: the annotation of a GenBank genome assembly
AUGAACAACUCAACGCCUCCAGGUUCUGAAGAACACGCGUGUUUUAAAGUGGAUAUAUUCCCGUUGUUCAUCUUUGCGUUUUUGGUGAACAUCUUUGCACUGCUUGCUGUUCUAAAGGCGCCGCCGCGAUCAACAACUACAAACGCUGCGAGACAAAUUCAUCUGCUGAUAUGUUGCCUAUCUGCUUCGGAUACUGUAUCUGUUGGUUUACAAUGUUUAAUGCCCAUUGCUUCGUUCAUAAAUUGUGGCUGGUGGGGAGGACAGACAACUUGUUCUCUCUUUGGCUACCUCAACGCAAUUUUAAUUAUCUGGUCUGCGUGGAUCGUGGCACUUCUAAGUUUUCAGAGAUUUCUUUGUACUGUUUCCCCUUUUAAACACCAAUGCAAGUUUACAACAAAGCGAAUCAAGAAGGCGCUAUUGUUGUUAUUUCUUUUCACGUCUGCGUUUUUUACUCCUCCGUUACUUGGAAUUGGCGAAUUUGUUUAUUACAAAACUGGUCAGUUUUGUAGCUUGAGUUUAACCCCUACUGGAUUAUCAGAUUCAAUAUUUCUUUCGCUUGUUGUUGCCCAUGGAUUUGUAUGCGUUUUCUUAAUCUUGUUCUUCAGUCUUCACGUCAUUUUCUCUCUAAAAGCAAGACGAAGGGUUUUCCAAGGAAGAAUACCUCGCGCUGUGGAAGAUUCAACUUCGACAUUUGUUGCCUUAACGAAAGCGAUUGCAUUUGUGUUUUGCAUUUGCAACUUUCCUCUCUUGGUAUGUUAUACCGUGACAGGAGUGUAGUUUUUAUUUUGAAUGAAAAUUAUUCGACGGCACAGAUUUAAAAUGAGAUUGGUGUAGUAAUAAAGAUUGUUCCGGCUGAAAAAAAAAUUAAUCGAUCGAUUACAUCUUCUUCUAAAAUAUCAAAUUAUUGUAGGCCUGCAAGGAUCAAGGGCGUUAACAACAUAACCUUAGCCUGUUCCAGGCCCUAAAAUAGUAAUGUGCAGAGAUUCAGAUGACGAGCGUCUUUUUCUCGCUUGGCUUGCUUUUCGCGACGCCCCUUCGUUCCUUAUAAUUAUAAGCCCCUAUAAUCCCUUCCUCAUAAGCCCGGUGGCUUCCCUUGGCUUUCCUUGCCAUUAGCCUUUUAAAUAUUUAGAUUUUCUUGUUUUUUUUGUACACGGUUAUGGCAAAAUAAUCGACAAUAAACUGCCAGGCACAGGCUACAAAAACAAGGCGAAUUGCCAACAAACCCAAUAACAGCAACAAAUGAAAUGGAAACGAAAGUGUUUUUAUUGUUUUUCCACAUCUUUAAAAGUCCCAUACUUAGCCCGUGCAACGACGUUUUCACAGAUCAUUUUUGUAGCCUAAUUUUGGAGUAUAUUUUCAUGCGAAAUUGGAAGCACCGUUUCGUAUGUGUGGGCAUCCCUACUACGAUAAUGAGAAAAGGGCUUGAAAAAGUUAAUACUGGCCUUAGAACAGUACAGUACUAUUUUCUUGUCUCCGAUUUUUGCUCUCUGAUUUGUAUAGACUCAUUCUACAGUCAAAAUUCGCUAGAAAAUUGAUCUAAAAAUACAUUAGUCUGGGGAAAAAACGGCGUUGCAUGGGCACAAGGAAAACGGCGCUCGCUUCGGGUUGUAUGAUCCUGCUGAGAAUUAUCAGCCACCAGCGCUUAAAUUUUAAUGCGCUUGGAUAAUCUCCCUUCAGAGCUGCUUCUUCCUAUGAGGUUCAAUCUUCACCUUUCUCUUUUUUCCUAUUGUCGUUUUGUUUUACAGAUCCGUAUGGCAGUGGACAUAGGAAAACAGACUUCACGCGAUGAACUUGGACUGGAGCAUACCCUCACAAUGGCGCUACUGUUUGCCAAUCCCUUGACCAAUCCGUUCAUAUACGUGGCUUGCAGAAGACGUUAUAGAAACAGUCUUAAAUUGCUUUUUUGUAGACAAUGCAAUGGUGUGGCUCCUGCAGAUAAUUUAGCGUUUGUUAUUGUCUAUGCAGCAAGAAGUUUCAAAAGAGGUCGAAGUGCUAAACAAGCCACAUCUUAUCUGUGA